This is a messenger RNA of Ilex paraguariensis (yerba mate), 3402 nucleotides long. NCBI's taxonomy places the organism in Eukaryota, Viridiplantae, Streptophyta, Magnoliopsida, Aquifoliales, Aquifoliaceae. The record is from the annotation of a GenBank genome assembly.
AUGGAGAACCACACAUCACUGCUCUCCCUCCAUCUUGCUAAAACACUGAUUUUCAUGUUUUUUGCUUCGGUUUUUGCAGCAGAUCAAGGCGGGUUUUCGUCGAUCAGAACUGAUACUGAGGCACUUCUCAGGUUCAAGAAGAUGAUCCAGAUGGACCCAAAAGGAGUCUUGUCAGAGUGGAAGCUCAAUGGAGAUACAUGUUCAUGGCAUGGAGUUACUUGCAAUCUUGGAAGAGUGACUGAACUUGAUCUUGGCCUAUCAUAUAAUCUUGUUGGCACCGUCUCUUUCUCUCCUUUUGCUUCUUUAGACAUGUUAACUGUUCUCAAUCUGUCUGCAAAUUCAUUCACUGUAAAUUCAACAUCUUUGCUUCAACUGCCUUCUGGAUUGCAACAAUUAGAACUGUCAUUUGCUGGAAUUACAGGUCUUGUUCCUGAGAAUUUCUUCACCAAGUGCCCCAAUCUUGUUUAUGUUGAUAUUUCUUUCAACAAUCUGACCGGUUCUCUACCUGAGAAUCUCUUGUUGUAUUCUGAGAAACUGCAGUAUCUUGACAUCUCUUAUAACAACUUAACAGGCUCGAUUUCGGGUAUGAAAAUCGAGACCUGCAAGUCCUUGCAGCAUCUUGAUUUGUCUGGAAACCACAUAUUGGAUUCCAUUCCAGCCUCAUUUUCGAAUUGCACGAGUUUGAAAGAAUUGAAUUUAGCAAUCAAUUUACUCACCGGGGACAUUCCUCGAUCUUUCGGUGAACUAAACAACUUGCAAAGGUUGGAUCUUUCUCAAAAUCAUCUCACUGGUUGGAUCCCUUCCGAGUUGGGUAAUGUCUGUGGUUCACUUUUAGAGCUUAGGCUCUCUAAGAACAACAUUACAGGCACAAUCCCAAUCUCAUUUCAAUCGUGUUCUUGGCUACUAGUUCUUGAUUUGGCCAAUAACAAUUUGACUGGUCCUUUUCCUGAUUCAAUUCUGCAAAAUUUUGGAUCGUUAGACAGCUUGUUAUUGAGCAAUAACAGGAUCUCUGGAGCAUUUCCUGCUUCUAUUUCAUUCUGUAAGAAACUGAAGAUUGUGGACUUCAGCUCCAAUAUGCUUUCUGGGAUCAUCCCACCAGAUUUAUGUCCGGGGGCUGCUUCACUUGAAGAGCUGAUACUCCCUGAUAAUUCCAUUUUUGGGUCGAUUCCAGCUGAAUUAUCUCAAUGCUCGCAACUAAAGAAGAUCGAUUUCAGCAUAAACUACCUCAAUGGCUCAAUUCCAGCAGAAAUUGGCAGGCUCGAGAAUCUUGAGCAGUUAAUAGCCUGGUACAAUGGCUUGGAGGGGAAAAUACCCUCGGAGUUGGGGAACUGCGUCAAACUGAAAAAUCUCAUUCUCAACAAUAACCAUUUAAGUGGUGAAAUCCCAAAAGAAUUGUUCAAUUGUGGUAAUUUAGAAUGGAUAUCCCUCACAAGCAAUGGGCUCACUGGUCAGAUCCCCCGGGAAUUUGGGAUUUUGUCGAGGCUGGCUGUUUUGCAACUCGCGAAUAACAGCUUGAGCGGUGAGAUCCCUAGGGAGCUUGGAAAUUGUAGCAGUUUGGUUUGGCUUGACUUGAAUAGCAAUCGGCUAACUGGGGAGAUCCCACCUCGGCUUGGUAGGCAGCUCGGAUCAAAAGCAUUGCUUGGAAUUCUCUCAGGUAACACUUUGGUCUUUGUUCGAAAUGUUGGGAAUUCAUGCAAAGGAGUUGGAGGCUUGCUUGAAUUCGCUGGAAUCCGUUCUGAAAGGUUGUCACAAGUCCCGUCAUUGAGAAGUUGCGAUUUCACUAGAUUGUAUUCUGGUCCAGUUCUAAGCAUGUUCACUCGAUAUCAAACUCUGGAGUAUCUUGAUCUUUCUUACAAUGAGCUUCGAGGCAAAAUUCCCGAUGAGUUUGGGGAAAUGAUAGCUUUACAAGUUCUUGUAUUGUCCCAUAACCAGCUAUCAGGAGAAAUUCCUUCCUCACUUGGCCAGCUUAAGCAAUUAGGUGUAUUUGAUGCAUCCCAUAACAGACUGCAGGGUCACAUCCCUGAUUCAUUCUCAAAUCUUUCUUUCUUGGUGCAAAUUGAUCUCUCCAACAAUGAAUUAACCGGGCAAAUUCCAUCAAGGGGGCAACUUAGCACACUUCCAGUAACCCAGUAUGCAAACAAUCCGGGACUUUGUGGGGUUCCAUUGCCCGAAUGCCAGGCUAUAAGCAACCAACCGGCCACAAAUCAAAAUGGGGAUGGUGGAAAAAGAGUCCACAGAUCCACAGCUACAUCAUGGGCUAAUAGUAUUGUCUUGGGUAUUCUCAUUUCCAUUGCUUCUGUGUGCAUUUUGAUUGUUUGGGCCAUUGCAAUGCGUGCAAGGCGAAAGGAAGCAGAGGAAGUCAAGAUGCUAAAUAGUUUGCAAGGAUCCAAUGGGGCCACAACAUGGAAGAUUGACAAGGAAAAAGAGCCUCUGAGCAUUAAUGUUGCCACUUUUCAAAGACAAUUGAGGAAGCUGAAAUUCUCCCAACUGAUUGAGGCCACCAAUGGCUUCUCUGCAGAUGCACUUAUUGGGAGUGGCGGGUUCGGAGAUGUUUUCAAGGCAACAUUGAAAGAUGGAUCAAGUGUUGCAAUCAAGAAGCUGAUAAGACUCAGCUGCCAAGGCGAUCGUGAAUUCAUGGCAGAGAUGGAAACUUUGGGGAAGAUUAAGCACAGAAAUCUUGUCCCUCUGUUGGGCUAUUGCAAAAUUGGGGAGGAGAGGCUCUUGGUGUAUGAAUUUAUGGAGUUUGGAAGCCUUGAAGAAAUGCUUCAUGGAAAGCCAAAGACCCGCGAUAGGCGAGUUCUAACAUGGGAGGAAAGGAAGAAAAUUGCAAGAGGUGCAGCCAAAGGACUUUGUUUCCUUCACCACAAUUGUAUCCCACACAUCAUACACCGAGACAUGAAGUCUAGCAAUGUGUUACUGGACCAUGAAAUGGAAGCUAGAGUCUCCGAUUUUGGAAUGGCAAGGCUGAUAAGUGCACUUGACACACAUCUGAGUGUGAGCACACUAGCCGGGACACCAGGGUACGUCCCACCCGAGUACUACCAGAGCUUCCGUUGCACCGCCAAAGGUGAUGUCUAUUCGUUUGGGGUGGUUAUGUUGGAACUCCUGACUGGAAAACGCCCAACCGACAAGGAGGAUUUCGGAGACACCAACUUGGUGGGGUGGGUGAAAAUGAAGGUGAGGGAAGGGAAAGGAAUGGAAGUAAUAGACCCAGAAUUGCUUUCAGUGACUAAAGGAACUGAUGAAGCUGAAGCAGAGGAAGUGAAAGAAAUGGUGAGGUAUUUGGAGAUAACACUGCAGUGUGUGGAAGAUUUUCCUUCCAAAAGGCCUAAUAUGUUACAGGUGAUUGCAUUGCUCAGAGAGCUUAUGCCAGCAAGUGGAAAUGGAGGCAACGGUGCAUGA